Messenger RNA from Brassica napus (rape), 1092 nucleotides. RefSeq lists its product as uncharacterized. The record is from RefSeq and is a predicted model, not a curated record. Bases 1 to 1092 code for a protein of 363 amino acids. The transcript has 2 exons. Lineage: Eukaryota; Viridiplantae; Streptophyta; Magnoliopsida; Brassicales; Brassicaceae.
AUGAACUCUCCCAUUGGAGUAGUUGCUAGGCUAGCUGGACGCGAAAGCAUAUGGUCUGGUAGGACUGUACACUAUCUGCUAUGUAGACAGCUGCGAGUACAUAAGAAGGAGAUAUGGUGUCUCGUGGUUGAUGAGGCUAUCAGGUUUAGCUUGCUCGAGUUUGGUGAGAUCACUGGGUUAAACACAGGUCCAUUGCCAACAGAAAGUUUUGAACCUGAUCAAUACAAAGAGUUUUGGGAGGAGUUGAAGGUGCCGCUUGGGAUUGGACCCAAGUUAGAUGAACUGAAGGAAGCAUUAGCGUUUUGUCCGCUUUGGAGUUUUGAAAAGCGUAAGUGGUUGGGGCUGCUACUUCUUCAAGCCAUGGGAGUCUAUUGUUUGCAUCACAAUUCAAGGAUACCUUUUGAAAGUGCAAUAAGGAUAUUCGACGAUGAAGCCAUGGGGUCGUAUCCAUGGGGUCGGACUGCAUACGAAGUUCUCAUUGACUCUAUUAAAACGUUGGCUCCAGAAGGAGGGUCAUACACAAUAAGCGGCAUGACUGUCGCGUUAUCGAUUUGGGCGUAUGAAUCCGUCGCCUACUUCGGUGAGAAUUUUGGGAGAGUGGUGAAUAAUGAAGACGUUCCGCUUUUUCGAUGGGGUGGAAAGCGUACACGUGCAAGUUUUGAUAACUUGUUGGCUGCCGAAAUCAAAGACCAUGGCGAGGACUCAAUUGAAGAGAUGUUGCCUAAAUGGCCAGGUGAACCUGACGAUCCACAAAUCGUUAGCUUGAUAACAGACAUACAUGCAGGUAGAUUUGUGAAAGGUUUUUGGGAAGUGCAGGGGAAUACGCAGGGGAAUGCGCAGGGGAAGGGGAAUGAGAAGAAGAAGAAAAUGAAGGGUGGAGUUUCGUCAGAAGCUGAGUCACCCACUAUGAAGCAGAAGAAAGUUAAGACACAGAAUGAGUCUGAAGCUGCUGCAACGGGAAAGGGUUCUAGCGAGAAGGAAGGUAGCAAAGAUUUGGAGAUGGAGAACAAAGCGACUCUGACGACCAUUGUGAGUACUCUGGAUAAUAUUUCCAGAAAAUUUGAUCAGAUUGACCUACGGUUGGAAGCUUAA